CCAUCUAGUGACAGUCAGCAGGAACGCAGGACUAUCCAAACAGUGCUGACGCCAGACCCAUGCCAUACCUGCCGGUUGUACCAUCUCUCUCCUGAGUAGCGGAAUAACUGGAUAGUUUCAGCAAAAUAAGGUGAAUGACUGGGAGUAUUUAGGGACGAGUGGAAAUUCGUCCUGUCUUGGCUUGAGGGUUAAACAAGUAGCUGAAUAUGUUUGGUAAAAAGAAACGGCCACCGGUGCCUAAGGGGUCAGGUGCUGCUGCAGCAAAACAGAUGGGUUUAUUUUUAGACUUCAACCCAGAGGACAUGAUUGGUAUGGAUCAAAACAUGGAUGACCAUGACCUGGAGGCUGAAUUAGCUGCCAUCACAGGGACAAGAACCACUGGUGGUGACAAGUCAAAACAGAAGGCUAAGACUCCCCUACCAAUGGAGGACAUAGCGAGAAUGGCAGAUGAGUGUAUGAAAGACUAUGACGAUGAGGAUGAUGAAGAUCUGGAGGAUGAUGAAGAUUUACUGGCUGAGCUACAGGAUGUUGUGGGUGCGGAGGAAGUUGAAGAUGCUGUUACCCCAACCUCUACUGCCUCUGCUGAAACACCAGAAUCACCACUGCAGGUGCAAACAUCAGGGGUCCCUUCAACCCCGGGAAGUCUCCAACACACCCUGGAGGAAAGAGUGGCCAUGUAUAAGACUGCCAUAAGCAACGCCAAGGCCUCAGGGGAGUCGUCUAAAGCUAGGAGAUACGACAGGGGCUUGAAGAGCCUGGAGUCCAUGCUGGCCUCAGUUAAAAAAGGGGGAAAGGUUGACGAGGCAGAAAUCCCUCCACCUGUAGCCUGCAGUGCCCCAGGUGCACCCUCAAGACCCCCUGUCCCUCCACGGCCCUCAGCUCUGGUCACAGCAGACCCCGAGUCCACACCUCCAGAGCAACAGGUGGCGCCAGAGGCUGGUGUUGAGACGCCAUCUGUUUCACCCGAGGUUGAACCCAGCAGUGAGGAGAAGCUGUUGUCCAACACCACCCUGCUUACUGUGGGCAGCCAGCCCACCUCAAAGGAGAACACUGGUCAGGCCCACUCCCCCGUUGGAGACACAACCAAGGAAAUGCUUUUGGAACGUCAGAGAGAGUAUAGGAUGGCUGCUUUAAGAGCAAAGCAGCAAGGGGACAUGGAGCAAGCCAAGCUGUACAUAAGGACCGGCAAGAGGUUUGAUGCGGUGAUCGAAGCCCUGGAGAAGGGCCACGGUGUCGACCUGAGCGGCCUGCCUCCCUCCCCGGCAGACGGGAGGAGCCCCACAGCACCUGUCCCAGUGAAGCAACCCUCCCCUGGGCCAACCGCUAAUUCCACCCCGCCUGCUUCAACACCAACAGCCGUCUCCAGCCCCACCCAGCCCAGGGAUGUCCUGGAGGCUCUGGAGCAGAGGAUGGCCAGGUACCAGGAAGCCUGCGCCCAGGCCAGGGCCAGCGGGGACGAGCGGAAGGCCCGCAUGCACGACCGCAUCGCCAAGCAAUACCAGAGUGCCAUAAGAGCCCACAAAGCAGGAAAAGCCGUGAACUUUGAGGAGCUUCCAGUCCCCCCAGGCUUUCCUCCCAUCCCUGGCCAGAAGGGGGCAGAACCUGAGCAGGGAUUUGCUGCUGUGCUAGAGGCUGCCAAUAAGCUGGCAUCCACAGAAGCCGCUGAAAUGGGGGAGGAAGAGGGAGAUGAUGGGGCGGAGAAAGAACCAGAGGAGACUGCUGUUCCAGACAAGCCAAAGAAGCCUAUGUUGGCCGUGCCCCCCACUGCACAAGGCCCCAGGAGGACCCCACCCCCCUCCCCAGAGAGAACAUCCAAGCUGGAUGGCCUCUCUCCCACUGCGGUUCAGCAGCUGGACUUCCUGGAGGGCCGCAGGAAGCAGUACAUGAAGGCGGCCCUGCAGGCCAAACAGAAGAACGACAUGGAUCAGGCCAGGCAGCUACUGCGCACUGCCAAGGGCUUUGAGCCCAUGAUCGAGGCAACUCGCAGUGGCAAGACUGUGGACAUCAGCAAGGUGCCAUCGCCCCCUGGUGACGAAGACGAGGACUUCAUCCUGGUGCACCACAGUGACGUCCAAAUCUCGGAGAAGGCCGAGGAGGUCUACACUCAACUGGCUAAGAUCUUGAAGGAGCAGUAUGAGAAAUGCAUGACUUACUCCAAGCAGUUCACCCACCUGGGUAACAUCACGGAGACUACCAAAUUCGAGAAGAUGGCUGACAGCUGUAAAAAGAAUCUGGAGAUUCUGAAGUUGUCUCAGUCCAAAAGCCUGGAUCCUCCCAAACAUCAUUUUGAAGAGAGGACAUACCACACUGUCCGGAUUUUCCCAGAUCUGAGCAGCACUGAGAUGGUGGUGGUCAUCGUCGGGGCGAUGAAUCUACCUGCUCCCGCAGGUAUACAAACAAAUGACCUGGAUGCCUUUAUCAAGUUUGACUUUCCAUACCCUAGCACGGAGCAACCCCAGAAACACAAAACGGCUGUCAUCAAGAACACUAACUCACCAGAGUACAACCAGAGCUUCACGUUAAACAUCAACCGCAACCACAGAGGCUUCCGGAGAGUUCUGCAGUCCAAAGGGCUCAAACUGGAGGUGCUGCACAAAGGGGGCUUCCUGCGCAGCGACAAGCCUGUUGGGACGGCCCAGGUGAAGCUGGAGAAGCUGGAGACGCAGAGUGAAAUCAGGGAGAUUGUAGAGGUAAUGGACGGUCGUAAGUCCACAGGGGGUCGUGUGGAGGUACGGGUCCGUCUGAGGGAGCCUCUGAGUGGACAGGACCUUCAGACCACCACAGAACGCUGGCUAGUCCUAGACCAGUCUCAGGUUCUUCUUUAAGUGAUACUGCUGCAACUGGGACGGAAUCUCUAACUGGGUACAGAUGAAGAGCACUUUCUUCUUUCUGAAAGGAGUACAAGAGGAAGAGAGUAAUGAAAGUGAUGGUCUGAUGUCAGGCUAGCAUGUUGAAUCUUCCUGUUUCUGGCUUCUUCACACAGACCAACAGAGGUCUUUUACUUUGAAAAUGUUUGCACACUGAAAUACACAAAGCCCCCCCCAACCUGAUACUGCUGACCAUAGUUUAUAUAUAAUGGCAUCUAUGCACUAAUACCAAAGUAAUCACUGUUGCUGUAAGAUCCUCCAUAUUUGAAAUGUCUUAAGCUGCCAAACUAGGAUGUGAGAUUCUUCUUUUCAAUGUUGUUCCUAGGACUGGUAUUGCUUUCCUCCAGGAGCAUAUCCACAGUGCUUUCAAACACCGAAAUGGCAGGUGCUCAGGCAAGAGCUGGUACCUUUACAGAUGUGUAGUAUUGUUUGUUUACUUAAACAAGCCACUCACUAACACAACUUAAAAGGUAAUAUAGUAGCUGAAUUUGUACUUAUGUGGCGCUUGGCACUUUGGAUUAAACAGAUGUUUGUGCUCAAUGUUGUACUCCAGAUGGACUCAUGACAUGUUACUAAACUGCACAUUUAAAAAAUUUAUCUUUUGGUUGUGCCUCAUUUUUCUUUGAACAAACUAAUGGGUUUAUGCACUAUACAGCAACAAGUUGUAUAAAUUGGAAUCAUAGGAGUAUAUGGAAUCAGGAGUAUAUGAUUGGUAUGAUUGGAAUUAUAGUAUAUCUCUAACCAUAUCUUGAGAAUUUAUUUGUUUGUUUGUGCAAAUUCAGAUUUGGAAAUCAAAAGUUCAUAAGCCAUAAUAUUUAUCAAAAUGUCUGAGCCAAGUAAUUACAUUUUCUUUACUGAUAUACCUCUUCAUCAGAAAGUUAUUAACUCAUGAUACUGUAUUAUAAGUGUGGUCUUAACAUUUCCCUUGUUUUGCUUCUUUGGCUGUUCAGACAUCAGUUAAGUUAUCUUUCUACCCCUCUGUUUGAAAGUAUGUGACUUACCAUGUUUCUUCCAUAAGAAUUUUGCCUAAAAGUCUGUGUGGGUAUUCAAGAAUGUUAUUGUAGCAUUGUUAUUCAGGCUACUCAGUAGAAUGAGACCAUUAGAGACAGUAAAUGGGUUAUCUUUUCUUUCAGUUUGCCUCUUUACGUGUCUGGAUUUCUUCUCUCAACUAAUGGCAAUGGGUACUUUUUUCUUUUAGCCUGAAUAAACUUUCUACCAUAGUCUAUUCUGCAGAUAGCUUCAUGCUGCCUCUAUCAUCACCUGUUAACAUGACAGCAGCAAAAAAGCAGAAUUUUCUAUAAGUUUUAUUAUACAUAUACUACAGUUUUUGACUGAUUUUAUUGACAUUUGUAGUGUACAAUAAAGAAAAGAUGUACAGGG
Molecule: messenger RNA, 4247 nt
Organism: Osmerus eperlanus (European smelt)
Lineage: Eukaryota; Metazoa; Chordata; Actinopteri; Osmeriformes; Osmeridae
Gene: cc2d1b
Product: coiled-coil and C2 domain containing 1B
Exons: 25
Coding region: 207-2825 (872 amino acids)
Biological process (GO): regulation of transcription by RNA polymerase II
Cellular component (GO): nucleus
Molecular function (GO): RNA polymerase II cis-regulatory region sequence-specific DNA binding; DNA-binding transcription repressor activity, RNA polymerase II-specific
Source: RefSeq, a predicted model, not a curated record